Messenger RNA from Xyrichtys novacula (pearly razorfish), 5617 nucleotides. The record is from the annotation of a GenBank genome assembly. NCBI's taxonomy places the organism in Eukaryota, Metazoa, Chordata, Actinopteri, Labriformes, Labridae.
AUGUCCUCUCCUCCCCUCCCUAUGCCCUCCCUCCCUCCCAGCCCUCUGGCCAUGGAGUACCUGAAUGACUUCGACCUCCUGAAGUUCGAGGUGAAAUCUGACACUCCUCCUCUUCCUCCUCAGUGUGCGUUUCCUAAAUCAGGCCUCCCUAAUGACCCUUCCAGUUCCCCGUACACUGGCCAUCCUCCGCAGGACUCCAGUCUAAGUUCCAGCCCGUACAACUCACUGCCCCCCUCACCGACGCUCAGUGACACCCACCCACCGCCAUCAGGCUCCUCCUCCCUCUCCUCCUCGUCCUCCUCCAUCUCUUUCCCUCUCUCCAUCCCCAACAGCUUUACCUCCAGCAUCAGCUCUCAGGGGAACGUGGAAGGCAGCCCGGCCCACGGCGGGCCUCAGGGUCCAACCCCAGCCUCCCUGGAGGACCUGAUCUGGCUGGCAGCUCUGCAGCAGCAGUUUGGAGGGGAGGUGACAGGACCCGCCACCCUGCUGGGAGCUCUGGGGGGAGUGCCAGAGAGAGGGGACCGCGAGAGGGGGCCGGUUAAUGGAUUUCUAGGCUGUGAGGAUGCUGUGGAGGCCCUUCUGAACUCUGCUGCAGCAGCCGUCAGUUCUCAGGUAACUUUCACUGACUAUAUACGGCAUAAAAUAAAUGUAGACACACUGACAUUGCCUGCUGGUUUGUUGUGCCUUGAACUCGGCUGCCAUGUUGGUUUCCAAAGCAUAGAGUGACCAUAUUUGGUGAAGGGGGCAGUAAAGAGUUAGCAAAUGUGACGUUAUCUACACUUCAUAAUUUUGGGUAAUCAAAUGGUAACCUGUAGUGUUGAAAGAUGGUGUGCAAGAAAAAACAAAGUAUCCACCUGAGGCUGUCUGCAAAAGCACAGAAUUUCAGCAGAGACUGCAUAGUGUUAGUUCAGGUCAAGCUAAGUCCUGACAACAUCAGCUGAUCUUGUCCCAGGCCUUAUUAUCAGCUGAUUACCCUCCACCCUCCAAUUGGCAAUUGUCAAAAUGGUCAUCUCAUUAAAAUCACUUUAUCCUGCCCACCUUUCCUGCUUCCUCAGCAAACUGCUUUGCUGCCCUCCUCCAUCCUAGCUCCUCCUUUUUUAUGUUGUGUCUGAUUUUACCAGUAGAAUAGAAUAGAAUAGAAUAGAAGAAUGUUCCUUUAUUGAUCCCCCAUGGGGGACAUUUUUUUGUCACAGCAGCAUCACAAAGUGCAAAAAUGCAGUUAUAAAAAUAAAGAUCGUAUAUUAAGAACUUAAAUAAAUGCUCUAAUUAGGAAAAAUAUAGAAAAGGAAAAGGGGAGAAGAAAAUAAAACUAUAUACAAUAUACACUAUUUAAGUACCAGAAAAAAGGUGGUGGUGUGAGUCCAGUUUUAUUACAGUUCGUUGUAAAGUCUUAUUGCAGAAGGGAGGAAUGACCUGAGGUAGCGCUCCGUCUUGCAGUGUCAUAUAUAUUGUCACAGCUGCCUGCUUUUCUCUGUACUCUUUGCUGCUGCUCUCCCUCCCUUGUCUUUUGCAAUCAUAUACACACAUGGAGGUAGAGGGAGCGCACACAACAGAACCAGACCCACAAAUACAGCCUGUUUACAGGCUGGAAUAAACAAUAGCCUUGGUCUCAAAAAGCUAAUUUCAUUAUUUUUUACUAAUGUAUGUACUGUACGUUUUUUUUUUUUCUUACCUAUUUUAUUAUAUUAAGAAUGAGAGUUACGCAUGAAUUUGCAUGAUUAGGGCCUGUAGUCAAAACAAUAGGUUUACGCCUACUGGCAAACAGCAAAACAGUUUUUUUUCCAAACCAGGCUGAACCACUGACUUUUUGGUCUCACUGUAUACGUUGUUUCCAGUGUCUCUACAGCCGGUCUGUAGUGGACACAGUGAACUGCAGUUUUUAGCCUUUUAGCUUCAAUUCUCAAGACCUGAGGUUGCUGCCUGGGAUUAACUCACUUUUGGAGUCAGCCUCCAGUGGACACUUGAGAAACUGCAGCUUUUGAUACUUACACAUUGGAUUUUCUUUUAGUCCAGGUUGUACCUUGAUAGCUAUCUGUCUUCUCAAAGAAUUAACUUCAAUUUCCUCCUGUCUCUCUAUUUCUUCAUUCUCCCCCUCCAUCCUCCAGUUUCCGGGUCUUUCUCAGAGCUCCAGCAGUAACCUGGGAGACUCCAGCAGUGACAGUGGAGGUGAUAUCUCCUGCACCAAAGGGACAGAUAUGUGCCACCGCCCACUUGUCUUUCUCUCAUCAGCCCCUCCAUCACUUCCCAAUGCUGCCCCCGGCUCGGCUCCAUACCCCCAAGCCCUCAGCCCGACGGGCCGCCUUCAUCACCAUCAGCAUCACCAUCAUCAGCACCAUCCUCACCACCCCAUGCAUGGCAACCAUCAUCAUCACCACCAUUCACAAGUCUCUCAGGUACACAGCGCAUCACCAACACGCAUCAAUUCAUUUGUUUUCAUUGACAAGACAGCACAGAGGGAACUGCUUUUUGACAGGGCAUGGCGAUGUUGUACAUUACAUAAGAUCAACUUGGCUUAAAUGAAAAUAACGUGCAGUAACUUCCUAGGAGUGGUUUAUCAAAUGUGGAUAUUUCAAGUAAGCCUGCUGCUAUUUUCCUCUGAGGUUCAAGUUCAGCUACUGACAGACAAAAGAUUGUAAAAUUUCUGGAGGAUACUGGACCAUAAAUUAGGGAUCCCAAGCAAACCUGUAACCCCAUUGAUAAUCCAGGCUAGCAUUAGCACUUCAAUCAUUUCUUUUUAUAGGCUGUAAUUAAAACUGUGGAAUCUGUUAUUUCAGCAAACUGAACUGAGAAAAUCACCAGAAACUGUGUGAAGAUUACGCAUAUGAAUGAAGCACAUGUGUAACCUACUAUUAACAGUGAAACUGAGACUUAGAACAAACUGAUAUACCAGCACUACUUGGAGGGAUGAUGAGACAAGUCAUGUUUCCAUUUUUAGGACGUUCCUAAGGGGGAAAAUUUCACUUUUCUUUUAAUCUGAACACAUAGCUGCUUCUUAUAUUGCUAAUUAGACAUUGAACAAUGCAACAUAUGAAACUGGAAACCGAGUUUAUCUGAAGCCACAAACUUUACCAGAAAUACUCAGAAUUUUGCCAUAUAUCGACAUCAAAAGAUAUCAGAUGGCUCCCUGAAUUGGCAUUCAAGCACUUGCUGGCUAGUAUCACAUUUUGGUGUUUUUGCACGAUAUUUUGAGCAGGAUGUCAAUUAGAUGUUACAUUUCUUGUUAGACCUCACCUUUACACAUGGCCCAGAAUUCAUGAUCCAUUGCCUUCACAGUUGCUGAUUAACUAACAAAGCUUGAAGCUUAAUAAGAAAGGCUUUUUGUUUCAUACAUCCUCGAGUACCAAAGUUUAACAUUUUAAAACUGUUUAAAGAAAAUACAGCAUAAACACUUCUAAAUAUACACUGAAUAUUGUAUUUACAUCAGCCUGUUUUGUCCUCUGGACACCUGUUACAGCUAAAAGAAGUUAAACCAUGAUUGGCGAUGUUUUUAACAAAAUGAGGCUUAUCAUCGUAUCCUGUCUCAUAACAAUAUGGAACAGGAGAGAAAUCAGAGUGACUUGUUUUGACUUCUUGCAUGCAUACUUUUAUAGUUUGAAGACCCUUGUUUAGAGGUGAAAGACUUGAUGUGACACUUGUCGCAUUAGAGGGCUGAGCGGGUGGAGAGAGGGAUUGAACAGUGAAGGAUUAGGAUUAGGACAUUAGAACAUGGUUAUUAAUGUCUGUGCAGAUCCAAAGUAUCACUUUAAGUAGCUAUGUCUGUGAGGAAACAAUGAGACGAGCUACAUCUUUGUCUGUGAGGCCACAGAGGAUUAAUUGCAACACUUCAGGCUUUCCGUCAUGUAAAUAUCAAAGAAAACAUAAAGUGCAAAAGUAUUCUCCACUUCAGUGAUAUAUUUUAUAUGAUGACCAAUAUGUUUUACUUUAUUAUUGUUUGUGCAUCAACCUCACAAAUGAGAGCACAGGACAGGAGUUUAAUUCAUAAUAAAUACAGUGCAUUGAUUAAACUUAAAAUCAAUCAUUUCAAUCUGUACUACAAGCUAUGUAUUACAUGUGUAAUUGCUUCUUGAAAUUACAAAGAGGUGAGGUGAUUUUAAGUGCCCUUUUUUGCAAUUUUAGAUCUUUCCUAUAAGAAAUUGCAGCAAAAAAGUAUUGAAACAACUUUCUACAUUCAUACAAGUCAGCUGUGCUUGAAGAAAACACAAUUACAGCAUGUUGGUGUGAUUAUUUUUGUCGGUAAACUUUGUCAUCUGGUCGAUCAGGAUGUCUGUGAGGGUCUUUAUGUGGAGCACGCUGUGAGCUUAUGAUAAUAUCUGCUAUUAUUGCUGCCUGUAAUCCUGAUAACUGUCACCCACACUCAGUCAGAUUAUGCCACAGAUUAUAGACAUGUGGUGAUGAAAUGUGUCCUCACACGUCCACCAACCAUAUUGCAGUUUUAUACGUUUAAAUCAAACACUUUACACUCAAUCUCAGCAUGUGUUUAAACUUAUUUUUCCUCUUUUUUUCCUCCGUCUGUUCUUCAGUGUGGCGUGAACGAACGUUUCUCUGACGAGCAGCUGGUGAGUCUGUCCGUGCGUGAGCUGAACCGACACCUGCGCGGCGUGAGUAAGGACGAGGUGGUGCGUCUGAAGCAGAAACGCCGCACACUAAAGAACCGUGGCUACGCCCAAUCCUGCCGCUACAAACGUCUGCAGCACCGCCAUGCUCUGGAGUCAGAGAAACACGUGCUCACACAACAGGUACACCAGAUCAAAAUUAUGAUCGCUCUUCUUAACCAGGCUCCAAAUUAGAUCCUAAAUUUUUGAAAUUAUGGGUGCAAAGGAAAUAUAUUCACUGUGUGACAGUCCUAAAAACCAUGAGGUUACAUACCUGACCGUUGCUGAGUAAGAUAAAGUAAGUAUGCAGACCCCAAAAAGAUCACCUUUGAACAAGAAUGAAGCCUGAACACAGAGUCAACAUUUUCAUCCUACACAUCUGGUAGCUACUGUAUCGACCUUUGACAUAUCUCACAAAACCCCAAUCCAGAAAAAUUGGGAGGCUCAGUUAAAUGCCCCAAUUUUGUUAAAACAAUUGAUGGUUUGAAAAUCAUUUAUGACUACAAUCAAUUGCAAAAGUUUCGUAGCAAUAUAUCAAAUGCUGAACUGAAAAUGUUAGUGCUCUAUAAAGGUUUGUUGAUGUUCAGACAGUAAAGAUGUCUGAAACUGGAGAUAUUCUUUAAAUAAAUAAGGGUAUUUUACUGAUCUAACUGAGCAUCAAAACUGAAAUCAGACUCUACCAUCACUCUGCAUUUCGUGACUUCAGUUUUGACCUACAUUAAAAAGCAUAAAUGCUGUUUUCCUCAGUUUGCACAGGCUCCUGUUAAAAAAAUCACAUUUUUCCUCAUUUAAGUUCUUCAAUGUCUGUAAGUGAGCAUCUCAGCACUCUGUAAAGUGAAUCUUCUCGUCUUUCCCCUCCUCAGUUGGAACAGCUCCAGUGCGAGCUGACUCGAGUGCUGAGGGAGCGAGACGCCUACAAGGCUCGCUACGAGAAGCUCCUCAGCACCAACCAUAGCGUCGCCAGUGACGCUCCACCAACCCGCACCAGCAACCCACCUUCACCACCCCCUGACUACUUCCUCUGA